AUCUGCCCUCAUGGCCAUACCCAGCCCACAGAUGACAGUGCGCUCCUCCAACUGAAAGAAAGUGUGAGCUUCAGCAUGUUGCAUUGACCAUCCCCAGUACUGCAAGCCUCUGCACAUCCACAGUUCCAGAACACCAGAUACGACAACAAAAGCGGACCACGGCACACCUGUGGCGGCCUCAUCCCCCCAUCCACUACUAUCCCAUACUAUUAACCCAAUCCCCCCUCCAUUAGUCCCCAUGGUCGCUCAAUGGGAAAGAGCCACGUGCCUCUGCGCCCACCAGCUCAAGAGCAUUUGUUCUCGCUGUUGGUUGCUGUAAAGGAUUUGCCUCCAUAGACAGAAAAGCGGAGCGGGAUAACCUUCUGGAAUUCGGCCUAGGGGUUCCUCUUCGACCUUUUUGCUCACUCCGGGCUUCCACUCUCUCUCUUUCUCUCUCAGUCUUUCCCUGCGGAAAGGUUGACACUUAAGAGGGUUUAUUUUUCCUGAAGAACUCAGGUAAGAUGCAUCCUGGUACUUUAGCCCCGGUGCUGUUUUGUUGUGUUGCCAGAUUGGACCGUUUGGACUGAUUGGACUAAUAAGCAAGUGUAUACAGUAAAUCUGUGUGGAGUAAAGCCAUGUGGGGCACAGGUGGGCAAAGAGGGACACUUCUGUCCACGGAGAAAAAUAGCAGAGCUACUGAAUGAAAGCAUAUUUUUCUAAGACUAAUGAAGACUUGGUCUGAAGUGCAAUUAAAGGGUUAAGGGCUAAUUACAUUGAAAUCAUUCAGUACUAAUCAGAAUAUGAUAAUGAUUUAGUCUCUAAAGUGAAAUGAGUAAAUAACUAUCAUUUGUCAUUUCAUUUUAUUACAAAGUAUGCUUUUUUGAAAUGCAGUUGUAAGCCAUUCAGCAUUCUACAGGUAUUGACUUCAACGCUUGACCUCAAGUAAUGUUCAAUGCAUGUUCAAUGCAUGUUCAAUGCAUGUUCAAUGCAUGUUCAAUGUCAUUUGACUGUGGUUGGGCUCCAGAGUGGUGCAGCGGUUUAAGGCACUGCAUCUCAGUGCUAGAGGAGACACAGACACCCUGACACCCUGGUUCAAAUCCACGCUGUAUCACAACUGGCUGUGUACAAUUGGCCUGGCAUUGUACGGGUUUGGCCGGUGUAGGCCGUCAUUGUAAAUAAGAAUUUGUUCUUAACUGAAUAAAUAAAGGUUAAAUGGCCAAGAUGGAUGCAGCAGUUAUGAGGCAUCCAUUCAUCUCUGCAGUACCUUGGUGAUUGUUCUGUGUUACAAAUAGUAUUCACUUUGCAUUGAACCACUGAACUGAAUGUUUCUUUUCUAGUGCCUCGGGUGCAAGAUCAAUGAGUGAGACCGUUAGCUCUUCGUUUCCUCAACCCUAAAGGAACCUCUAUGGACGUUUUAUCUUCUGGAAACAGGUGUUCCAGAGGUGUUAUGACUGUUGGCUGGAUGGUCAUGAAUCACUGUCUCAGGAAAUACCAUCCAGCUUUAAUAUCCAUCAUUUGUUGUUGUGCGUAGAGCCUCGCCACCGUCGCAGUGCCACUCAGGAUGCACAGCUUUAUGGGAGGGGGCCUGUUCUGCGCCAUAGUGGGGAACAUCCUGCUGGUGGUCUCAACUGCGACAGACUACUGGAUGCAGUACCGCUUGUCGGGGAGCUUCGCCCACCAGGGCCUGUGGAGGUACUGCAUGUCGGGCAAGUGCUACAUGCAGACGGACAGCAUCGCCUACUGGAAUGCCACCCGUGCCUUCAUGAUCCUGUCAGCCAUGUCGUGCUUCGCGGGCAUCAUCGCAGGCAUUCUCUCCUUUGCCCAUUUCUCCGCCUUCGAGAGGUUCAACCGCUCCUUCGCUGCAGGGAUCAUGUUCUUUGUCUCCACUCUCUUUGUUCUGCUUGCAAUGGCCAUCUACACUGGAGUGACGGUGAACUUCCUGGGGAAGCGCUUCGGUGACUGGCGCUUCUCUUGGUCCUACAUACUGGGCUGGGUGGCACUGCUCAUGACCUUCUUUGCAGGGAUAUUUUACAUGUGUGCCUACAGAAUGCAUGAAUGCAGGAGAGUGGUGGACCCACGCUAAAAGAGAGAGGAAAGCCAGUGAAAAGAUUGCAAAUCCGGGACAUUUUGGCCACACAAUUCCAACACGAUGAAAGAAUCAAGCUUACACCAAUAGACAUAUCACUGAAAUAUAGAAACUGUACUAGGUAAUUGAGAACCAAAGAUGAAUACAAAUGUUUGGUUAUGCCUGAGCAGUUUACGUGUCAUUUUAAUAAAGCUAUAACUCUAACAGUAAAA
Messenger RNA from Oncorhynchus keta (chum salmon), 2277 nucleotides. RefSeq names its product lens fiber membrane intrinsic protein-like. The coding region runs from base 1541 to 2062 and encodes 173 amino acids. Lineage: Eukaryota; Metazoa; Chordata; Actinopteri; Salmoniformes; Salmonidae. The record is from RefSeq and is a predicted model, not a curated record. Gene Ontology annotation, cellular component: plasma membrane. The transcript has 5 exons. Gene Ontology annotation, molecular function: structural constituent of eye lens.